Molecule: messenger RNA, 1686 nt
Organism: Xylaria bambusicola
Lineage: Eukaryota; Fungi; Ascomycota; Sordariomycetes; Xylariales; Xylariaceae
Product: NAD(P)-binding protein
Exons: 9
Coding region: 460-1377 (305 amino acids)
Molecular function (GO): oxidoreductase activity
Source: RefSeq, a predicted model, not a curated record
AUCUUGAUUGGUGCAAUCUGGUUCCACUUUCGCGACGAGCUUGGCAGACAAGUUCGCUCGCUCGCUCGCACGCGCACACACACAAAGUGGUCGAGGCGCCCCCCGGUGUAAGUGAGCUCUGUCUGCUUCCGGAGCGGGAAGAUCGCUUCCCUACCUUACCUUACCUUACCUCUCCUUUCCCUCCUUCUCUUAUUCUAUUCCUGAUCAUGUAAGCGGGGUUGUUAUCGCUAAAUCCGAAUGGAAUAUUGUGAUUGGUUCGAGGCAGGUUACUAGUAAUACAUACAUACAGGUCCUAAGCUCUCGUAUUUAUAAGAAGUUGCUUUCUCUCUCUUCCUACCCCUUUCCCCCUUUUUCUUCGUCUUUUUGGCGUAAAGUGUCUUUACGCACUCACUAUUUCUACUCGCUGGACUCUUCGUGUACAUCUCGUUGUCGUCCUUGGUAGUUUUGCUUCUUUUCGCAAUGGAUGCUCCUCACCCCCUAUCUGCUGCUGCUCUCUUCGGCCUGAAGGAUUGGGUCGCUGUCGUAACCGGAGGAGGCACGGGCGUGGGCUUAAUGAUUGCGCAGACGCUCGCUGCUAAUGGCGCAAAGGUGUACAUCACCGGUCGCCGGGCCGAUGUCCUCGAGACGAGCGCGCGACUCCAUGGCGCGAAGGAUCAGCUGGGCGAACACGCCGGGGAGAUAUUACCGCUUGUUAUGGACGUCACGGAUAAGGAGAGCAUAAAGAGCGCAGCCGCAAAGAUCGGAGAGAAAGAGGGGUACCUUAAUGUUCUUGUCAACAAUGCUGGCGUUUGGAAGAGCAGGCCUGCUGCAAAGCCUACUGAUGGACCGGAGGCAUUUGGUGCGGCGAUGUUUGCUGAGGAGAUUGAGGAUAAUUGGCAGCAGAGUUUCCUCACGAACGCCACAUCCCCCUAUUUCGUGACCGCGGCCUUCUUGCCACUGUUAGCAAAGGCGAUCAGCAGCCCCGCAAAGCAAGUCGGUACCGUGAUCAACAAUGCUUCCAUCAGCGGGCUUCUGCGCAUGACGCAGAACUCCCAGUACUCGUAUAAUGCCAGCAAGGCUGCUGCAAUCCACGUCACGCGUCAAAUGGCGUAUGAUCUCAGCCAUGAGAACAUCAAUGUCCGAGUGAACGGACUUGCGCUCGGAUAUUUCCCGUCCGAGAUGACCACUGGCGCUUCCAACGACGAUAACCAAAGCAACUACGAUGUAGAGCAGUUCCGCGCCUUUUUGCAGUCGAUGGGAGUGAAGACGGUCAAGAGGAUGGGGUCACCGCGUGAAAUUGCCAGUGUCAUCCUCACUCUUGUUACCAAUGACUUCCUCUGGGGCACGGUCACCAUUCUCGACGGCGGGUUCACGUUGAACUUGCCGGGCAACAUGUGAGAAAUUAUAUAAUUCCGUAGACGAUUUUGAACGCUAUAUGCGUCAUGAAUUAUUCUUGAAAAAGCUUUUGUGUGAGCAUGAAAGCUCACCGAUUACGGCACGCCGCCCACCAGCGUGAAUAAAGCCAUAUGCUUGUGAACAGAUACUACUAUACGUAGAAUGAAGUAGUGGAGAAUCGAGAAGAGAAUAAAGCGAAGAAUGGAAAUCUACUCAGAUGUACCUUUGAUAUAUAUAGAUAUAGCUGAAGGUAUAAAAGGGGAAAAGUAAGAAGAGGGGAAAUAUAUACUAGGAGAAGUUAACCGAAGCGUG